Thalassophryne amazonica is the source of this 3807-nucleotide messenger RNA. It is a transcript of the gene banp, whose product is annotated as BTG3 associated nuclear protein. The coding region runs from base 132 to 1715 and encodes 527 amino acids. The record is from RefSeq and is a predicted model, not a curated record. Gene Ontology annotation, molecular function: DNA binding. NCBI's taxonomy places the organism in Eukaryota, Metazoa, Chordata, Actinopteri, Batrachoidiformes, Batrachoididae. Gene Ontology annotation, biological process: negative regulation of protein catabolic process; protein localization to nucleus. The transcript has 16 exons.
AAUGAAUUAGCUGCGAUCACACUGAGCUUUCCCCACGGCUUCAGAAACGGGCCCAUCUCUCGCGAGGAAGGACGCCAUUAUCGGAAUCUCUACAAACAACACGAGAAUUCGUCAUUCACACGCUGUAAACAAUGUCACAGCAAGAGUUGGAAGAUAUUGUGCAAAUAACAGUGGAGGACUUCAACCAAGAUGACCGUGCAGACAUCCUGGACAAUAAUGAAGACAUUGAAGAAAGGCCUCAGAAGAAAAAGAGGAAAUUAUUCAGCAGUCAGGAGAAUAGCAACAGUAACCAAGACAUAACAUUUAUUAAGAGCAUGUUGGUGUCAUUCAGUGCAUCAAUUGGCCAGCGACUGGAGGCAAUUGAAUCCAAGUUACAGAGCCUUGAUGCAACCUGUAAGGCCAUUGGGCGUAAAUUGGAUAGCAUGUUUCCAUCUGUGAAAAGUCCAAUCCAAGUUCCUAUGGUAGCAGGAUCACCUCAAGGUGUCACUCAGACCUGGAACAAAGUGCGCUGUGUUGUUCCACAAACCAAUGUGAUAGUUAGCAGUGACCAACCAAAGGGUUCUGGCCAAGAGGACAAUCCACUAGAGAACUUGCUCAGCAACACAGUGAACAAGAGGCGGCAAAACACAAUCCUAGUAAAGGUGCCCGGCCCUGAGGAGAGUCAGGAAGACCAAGAUAGUGGAUCAGAUGCCAGUGACACCGUUUCCAAUGGAGGCAACUCCAGCAGUGCACAAAAUACCCAAAAUGUUACACUCAUCACGCUCAACUCAGAAGAUGACUACCCAGCAGGAACAUGGUUGGGAGAUGAAAACAACCCAGAGAUGAGAGUUCGAUGCCCAGUGUCACCAGCUGACAUGCUCCAUAUCACCACAAACUGUCGCACGGCAGAGAAGAUGGCAUUAACAUUGCUGGAUUACCUGUUUCAUCGGGAGGUCCAGGCCAUGUCAAACCUCUCUGGACUGGGCAAACAUGGCAAGAAGCAACUGGACCCACUGAUGAUCUACGGCAUUCGCUGUCACUUGUUCCACAAAUUUGGCAUCUCCGAGUCAGACUGGUACCGCAUCAAGCAAAGCAUUGACUCCAAGUGUCGCACUGCAUGGAGACGCAAGCAACGUGGACAGAGUCUCGCUGUAAAGAGCUUCUCCAAACGCACACCUCGUACUCAAGCUGCAGAGGAAGGCAUUGAAGGAGAAACAGCCCACAUUGAGGCUUCAGCCCAGCAGACCGUGCACUACACCCUGGCCAAUCAGCAGGUCCAAAUCCAUCGUAUUGGUGAAGAUGGACAAGUACAGGUGAUUCCACAGGGUCAGUUGCACAUUGCCCAGGUGCCACAACGAGAAGAGAUGCAGAUAACGCAGGACAGUGAGGGAAACCUUCAGAUCCACCAAGUGCAUGUUGGUCAGGAUGGACAGGGAAACCUCCAGAUUCACCAGGUCCAGUUUGGCCCAGAGGGACAGGUGCUGCGUGGGGCUCAGCUGAUUGCGGUGGCAUCAACUGACACUGGAGGCACAGCAGUGGAAGGAUCCACACUCCCACCUGAUAUCCAAGUACAGUACGUCCAACUAGCACCUGUCGCAGAUCACACUGGUGCCGUACAGGAUGCUGAGCUGGCUCCAGCCCUGCAAGCAGACUUGGAGGUGAAAGAGGCCAUACAGGGCACCAUUCAAGGAGAAAGCGGCGAGGUGGUCCAGAUUGUCACCUCUGUGGCUACCUGAGAGCUCUCCUGGACUCAGCAUGUGUUCUACAACAUGACAGUGAUUCUCCUUUGGCCAGCAAAGGCAUAAGAUGAGAUAGAAGAGGAUUUUUUUUUUGGUCUUCUCCUCUGCAACUGUUUGUUUCAUUUCCAACGAGAUGUCAUAUUGUGAGAAUGUUCACAGAGUGACUUGAAAAGAUCAUGAUUCUCGAAGAUCAACUAUGGCCCACUGCAGAAAACAGUGGGAUUAAACACCUUAUGAGGAGAGGAUGCCGUUAAGGCAGACCAUCAGUCUGCCACUUCAUGAGCAAUAUACAUAAACUUGUUUACAUCAGCUUAAAAAAAAAAAAAAAAAAAAAAAAAAAAAAAAGAAUUAUGUGGAGUUAAGCUACUUGGCUAACCCUGAAACCCCGUGAGGGUUUGCAAAACCCCCGCAUUUGACCUUUUUAAAAAAGAAAUUGUUCUCAUUGUAGUUUUUCCUCUUCAUGUUUGAGUCCUGGGAAAGGAGAUGGAGUUGAGGACAGCUACUUUUUUGGGGGGGGAAUGAGGUUUCCUGUCAAGCUGUAUGAUUCAGUAACAUCCACUUAAUUCAGUUUGUCCACACAUUGCUUAUUUUGUCUGAUUUAUAAUUGUAACAUCAAAAAUUUGGUGAGGCUUUAAUUUUGGAGGCAGAUGACUUUGAAAUAGAAGAGGCGGUCCCAGAAUUUAGUUGUAGAAUACAAAGGAUGUUGAUACCCCCCCCCCCCCCCCCCCCCCCCAACUCCUAUCUGCGAUUGCUGCAUUUAUGUGAAGAAAACAUGUUUAUGGUUGCCAUAAAUGUUUUUAUUUUUGUUUGUUACUAUAUAUUUUUGUUAUUUUCAUCAAACAUCUGUCAUUUUUAAGGAUUCUCCGGAAGAACACUCACUUUUAUCCACUAGUAUACAAAUAAUGAAUGUUUACGAGUGCAAUGGUAAGAGUAUUUCAUGAGGUGAAAGGUGGAAUGUUGGCUCCGCCUCGGUGAAUGGAACAUUCCAUCUUUCACCAAAUGAAAUAUUCUUGUCAUUGCAUGGAUGAAAAAAACAUUGAUUAUUUGCUUUAUAUAACUGGUAACAUAGAUCCUUGUCAUUUCAUAUUUUAUUAAUUUAGAAACAACAGAAAAUGGACUUAAAUUUUGGUGUUCCACUGGUGCUUAACAGUCAAACAUGAACUGGAGUCCAAAAUUGCGAUGAUGUAGUCUGUGAUACCGUGCACUGACUUCAUAUACUUCCAGAAAGAAAAAAAAAAAAAAGACUGUGUGUGGUUCCUCAGUCCAAAAAUCACGACAGAAAUUUGUCCAGCUUUUCAUCCAGCUUUUCUUCAUGCCUCCAGGCGGCUUAGUGGAUUAGUUUUUUUGUGUUAGAAGAUAUAACAGUGUCAGUUAGCUCCUUCAAAUUGUUGUCCUCCAGCAAAACAAACUCCACUAUGUUUUGCUAAAUGCCACCCCAGUAGUGUGAGCAUGCGUGGAAGUGCAAUAGCACAUUUCAUAUAGCACCAAAAUUGCACGCUAUAAAAAGAGCCAUUGCAUGGUCUAUGAAACACAACAGCAAAUGUUAUGAAUAAUCCACAUCAUGUGACAUACAAACUACCAAUCAAAUGACAAGGAUCUAUUCAGGGGUUAUAUAACAACAGAUACGACAUAAGCACUUGAAAUAAUAAUUUGGUUGGAGGUCUUGUUUCAUAUUGAGCUGAUAUAUUUACAUUUGCUGAUAUAAAUAUAUGCAUAAUGGCUCUCAGGGGAGACCAUUGUAUUGGACAAAAAUGUAACAAAAUAAGGUUUGUUCUGUUGGCUGUUGGGCCAGUCACAACACUUUAUAAAAGAAUCAGAGUUAGUGUGAUGUCCACUGUGCGGUCAUGUUUUAUUUUCAGUCAGGCUGCGCAAUAUUGUUGUGAGUGAUGCUCCAGUAACAACUUUUUUUGCGCUAAGCAAGAGGGAAAAAAGAGAGGAAAAAAAUAGGUAUCGUGAGGUUCUGUGAGAGUUUGGGGAAUUUUCCCAUGAGUAGCAUGAUUUAAUAGUGUAUUUUGGAGUGUUUGAAAGAACCAAGUAACAAAAGGAACUUGAUAAAACAACAGCCACAGUUUUGGCUGCUUACUCUUGU